Nicotiana tabacum (common tobacco) is the source of this 842-nucleotide messenger RNA. RefSeq lists its product as uncharacterized. The record is from RefSeq and is a predicted model, not a curated record. Lineage: Eukaryota; Viridiplantae; Streptophyta; Magnoliopsida; Solanales; Solanaceae.
UCAACCACUUAUUUGUUGUAUGGAAAGAAUGUGAAGAUUGUAAUAAAGACUCCCCCUUUAUUUAACUUAGAUUUCAGUGCUCACUCCUUCCAAAUAUACUCUUUUUGCUGUCCCUUUUGAAUGAUAUACUCAGAUCAUCAUCUUUAUACUUCUCUUGAGUCUUGACUCCUCAUCUUUUGCCAGAGAAACCCUUCUUAAUUCUACAGCCAUGGUUGUAACACAGGAGCAUGAGGAACCUAGUGGAUGGCCACUGGGACUUGAAAACAUGAACAUAAGGCUUAGAGUGGCUGAGAGAUCUCAGGUUGUAACAGCUGCAGCUGCAACAGAAGAAGCAGCAUACCGUUUGUACAUAUCUUCACCUAGUUUCUCAUCCUUUACAUCCUCCAACCUUGACACUGAGUCCACAAUGUCUUUCUUUCAAGAUCAAAGUGUUUCUCUAGGCCGACUUAUCGGAAUCAGACCAGUAAACAGAGGAAAAUCAGACUUUCGAAACAGAGUCCACCUUGAGAAAAAUGAGAAUGUUUCAACUAGACGAUCAGAGUCGGAGGAUUACAAGUUCCAAGAAGGGGAUAUGUCACAGAAACUUUGUGUUCCAUUGCUACAUAAUGUGUUAGAGAAGAUGAGUCGUAAUAAGAGUAAUUCACCUAAACAUUGAGUUUUCUCACAAUUUAGGACAGUCGGCAGUCACCAAAAUGAUUGUGACACUAGACUGAUGUUUUUUGUUUUUCUCUUUGUAUUUUGCUAAUAAAAUUGUACCUAGCGAGUAAAAUAACACAGAAUUGUUAACAGUUGUAUAUGGAUUAAACCUUCAUGCAAUUGUAAACAACAGAUUCUUAUGGUUA